This is a messenger RNA of Phalaenopsis equestris, 865 nucleotides long. RefSeq lists its product as uncharacterized. Lineage: Eukaryota; Viridiplantae; Streptophyta; Magnoliopsida; Asparagales; Orchidaceae. The transcript has a single exon. The coding region runs from base 65 to 520 and encodes 151 amino acids. The record is from RefSeq and is a predicted model, not a curated record.
UCUCUCUCUCUCUCUCUCUCUCUCUCUCUCGCGCAGAAAGGACGCCAUUGAAACCGUCGCCACCAUGUCCUUCUCCGAAGACUUGUUACCGUCGCCGGACCGCCGUGGCCUCGGCACUCUUCUCCGGCACCGGAAACCAUCUUCCUCUUCCACCGAUCAAAACCCUCUGCUGAUAUCAUCACCCCCUCCGCUUCCGAUUAAGAAGAAGGCAUUUUCUUCUGCAGCCUUCCGCAGCUUCAGUUGUUCCUCCUCCUCCGCUUCUCAGGCCUACGCGCCAUCGUCCGCCGCCGCCGCUGUUCGCUCUUCGGCCGAUUGGGAGGGGAAGCGUACACGGAGGAGGAGAACUGACCAGAAGAAGAAGGAUAGGAGUUCGGCCGCUGCCGAUGUGUGGUGUGCUCCAGGGAUCUCUUUUGCAGGGGAUGAUUCUGUGGACUGCGUGGUCUCGCCCCGCGAGAUGGUCGGGAGAGGUGGGAGGGUUGAGGUAGAGAGGGCUUUUAGACAGGUAUGUCCAUAUGUUUGAUUUCAGCGCGUUCUGAUUCUUGAAUUUGUUCUUCAUCUUGAUUUUCUUUCGGUAAAAUAACUUUUCUACGGUCUGAUCGUUAUUAAACUCUGCUUAUAAGAAAAGCUUUUAUCGGAAUGAGGAAGAAAAAGGUUAUGUUAACAAUGAAUGGAUGUGCAAGUUAUCCGAUCCAUCCCAUGAACUGUAGUUCUCAAGCUAAAAACUCUUUAUACUUUCUUCAAUCUUCUUCCUUCCUCCGUAAUUGAACCUCAAAAUCGCUCACAAGGCUUUUUAUGAGUAUACUGUUUUAUAUGAUCAUGCUUUUGCUUACCGCUGGGAUUACUUCCACCUUUUUCAUAAUUAUUC